AUGGCUUCAAAAAUAUCUCCUCUCCAGACAAUUGCUGCUGGGUUUGCCCAGCCUGCGUGCAGGCGCGCCCCUCGCUUCAUUCUACCAUUUUGCUCACAGUCUCAGCCGAGUUCUCGACGAAGAAUAUCAUCCUCCCGCGCUCCCCAAGAACAGCAGGCUGUGUCAAACUCGAUCCCAAGAUGGCAGCAAACCCCUUCUGCCAUGAAGGCUCCGGUCCGACUGCGUGAAUCUCCGAAUAAGACUGAGUUCAAGGUCAAUUCCGACCCUGCGGUGCUCGACAACUUCUACGUGCGAAUGCUAGGGCAAAACGGGGACAAAUUACUGUCGGAAGAAGUCAAAUGGCAAGCAGUUACGCAUAAAAGUUUUGAUCAAGGACGGAGGGGGUUCAAUGAUCGGUUGGCCUACUUUGGGAAGCAAAUAAUUCUCCUCCAAGCAUCUCUUGCCCUCGUUCAAAAUCCUACGGCCUACGCCCAACCCUCAAAGCCAGAUCCGUUUGAAAGGCUGCCAUAUGACUCUGCUGCGCUCAAGGGUCUCGAAGUCUUGUCUCAGAACACGAGGUCUCAAUUGACACGGAAGAAGCAAAUGUCCGCUUUAGCUAGACAUUACGGCAUCAAUGAGGUUAUGAGAUGGGUACCAAGAAUGCAACACGACCUGACUGAAUCUGGAGUUGACACGAUAUACACCCAUGCUAUGUACGCAGUCAUUGGAGCCAUUGCACUCGAGCACGGAAGCAAAGUUGCAAACGAGAUCGUCCGUGAUAGAAUCCUGAAGCCCCUGGGUUUCCAAAUCGGCGGAAGCGCUUGA
Molecule: messenger RNA, 804 nt
Organism: Trichophyton rubrum CBS 118892
Lineage: Eukaryota; Fungi; Ascomycota; Eurotiomycetes; Onygenales; Arthrodermataceae
Exons: 3
Coding region: 1-804 (267 amino acids)
Biological process (GO): mitochondrial translation; RNA processing
Cellular component (GO): mitochondrial large ribosomal subunit
Molecular function (GO): ribonuclease III activity; structural constituent of ribosome
Source: RefSeq, a predicted model, not a curated record